CAUAACUCCUCCUGACUCCACCCUGCUGCCUGCAAAUUUCAGGUGCUUUUGUUUUGCUGGAGGCAAUGCACUGGAAGCUGGUGAGCUUGCAACAGGGGCCGUUCACCGCUGAAGUGACAGCAGCACACCACCGGUGAGAUCCAACAGGCUUCUUGGCUGCCGGAGGUGAAAGUGGCAGCUCUGUGGGUCGACCAUGGUACUGUGAGGGAGAGCUGCCCCCAUCCCCAGCAGCAGAGCACCAGGAUGAAAGCCUUCCGCGGUGGCAGGCUCCCCCUCUCCACUCUCCUGCUCUGGAUACUCCUGCUGCACCCAGACACCAGCGGGGCCUGGAAGCAACAUGCCCCUCGCCUUCGCAUCUCCUACAAAGAUCUGCUGAAAUCCAACAGCUCUCGCCUGUUGCUGGCAUCAGGGGAUGGGUUGGAUUUCCAGGCACUUUUGCUGGAUGAAGACAGGGCCUGGCUGAUGGUGGGAGCAAAAAACCACAUCUUCCUGCUCCAUCUAGACCAUCCCAGCAGAGAGCCUGAGAAGAUUUUCUGGCCGGCCUCCAGGGAGCAGGUUGAACAUUGUCAGCUGGCAGGGAAGAACGCAGAGACAGAAUGUGCCAACUUCAUUCGCCUCCUGCAGCCGUUCAACAGGAGCCAUGUGUUUGCCUGUGGGACUGGCUCCUACCAGCCCGUCUGUGCCUUCAUCCAGCUGGGAGGCAGGGCAAAGGAUCCUGGGGCCCGACCGAUGCAGCUGGUGACCCACUCCUUGGAAUCGGGGCGAGGACGGUGCCCAUACAGCCCCCAUGAACCUUUCACAGGGCUCCUUAUUGAUGGGGAGCUCUAUUCAGGCACCUCCAGUGACUUCAUGGGCAGCAGUGCUGCUUUCUUUCGGACCUGGGUUCACAGGGCUGAGCAGAGCUACAUCCGGACGGAGCAGAACCAGGAUCACUGGCUCCAUGAGCCUGCAUUCAUUGGUGCUUAUGCCAUCCCUGAUACCUACAACCCGCACGAUGACAAGGUCUACAUCUUCUUCCGUGAGACCGCCCUGGAAGCUGGGCCAUGGGAGAGACGGCACAUCCAUGCCAGGGUGGCCCGGGUCUGCAAGAACGACGUUGGAGGGAAGCGCAGCCUCAUCAAUCGCUGGAGCACAUUCCUCAAGGCUCGCCUGGUGUGCUCCAUCCCCGGGCCCCAAGGCACCGAGACGCACUUCGACCAGCUCGAGGAUGUUUUCCUUCUCCACACGCGGGACUCCCAGAACCCUCUUGUCUUCGGCCUCUUCACAGUUUCCAGCGGUGUCUUCAGUGGCUCUGCAGUGUGCGUCUACUCCAUGGCUGCUGUGAGAGCUGCCUUCAGCGGCCCCUUUGCACACAAGGAGGGCUUCGACUACCGCUGGGCAGAAUACAAGGGCCGCGUCCCAUACCCCCGUCCUGGCACGUGCCCCAGUGAGACGUAUGAUCCCCUCCUGCACUCCACCAAGGAUUUCCCUGACGAGGUGAUCAGCUUCAUGCGCAGCCACCAGCUGAUGUGGGAGCCCGUGUACCCGCAGGGCCGCCAGCCUGUCCUCGUGCGAGUCAACGUACCCUACCGGCUCCAGAGGCUCCUGGUGCACAGGGUGGAGAUGGAGAGCAGGCACUACGACGUGCUCUUCCUCGGCACAGAUGAAGGCAAAGUCCUGAAGGUGGGCCUGGCCAGCGGGGCGAGCCAGGGCACCGAGGAGAUCAGCCUGGAGGAGAUCAGCGUCUCUAAGGUGCCUUCUCCCAUCCUGGACAUGCAGUUAUCACCAAAGCGGCAGGAACUGUUUGUGAGCAGCGCCCAUGGGCUGCUCCAGCUCUCCCUGUACCGCUGCGAGCUCUACGGCAAAGCCUGCACCGACUGCUGCCUGGCCAGGGACCCCUACUGCACCUGGGACAGCAAGACCUGCGCCCCAAACUUGCUCACAGAGAAGAGGCGGGCCCGGUGCCAGGACGUGCUGAAGUCUGACCCGCUCAGCCAGUGCCAGGACACCACAGAGGGAACCGCUGCAGUAGAGAAGCUGGUUUUUGGGGUGGAGAAGAACUCCACCUUCCUCGAGUGCCUGCCUCGCUCACCCCAGACGACCAUCCGGUGGCUGGUGCAGCACAGCGAGGAGACGGGCCCGAGUGAGGUCAGGAACAAUGGCCACUUCUUGAUGCUGGAGCAAGGGCUGCUGAUCCGCCAGCUGACGAGGGAGGAUGCUGGCACCUACGAGUGCCAGGCCGUGGAGCGCUCCUUCUCCCGGUCCCUCACCCACUACAGCCUUCGUGUCAUCGGGCACGAGGCAAUGGAGAUGCCACCCUACAAACGGGGCAGGGGGGUUGAGCUAGGAGGAAGCUACCAGGGUCCCCAGCCCCGAAUAGACCUGCAAAUGGGCUACAAAGGGUUCCCACGGGCCCUGGGGGCACCAGGCACCAGCCUCGAUGUCUACUGCAAUGCCCUGCGGCACCAGGAAAGGCAGCGGCAGAAAGCCUGGCACCAGAAGUGGCAGCACCACUCCCCAGAAAGCAAGAAGGGCCGAGUGCGACGGCACCCUCACCCUCUGUAACCGCGCAGAGCAGCCCGGGGGCUGCCUCGGCUCUGGGGCCUGCACAGGGCACAGGCGCCAGCUCCCUUCACCAAUUCUCCAGGCCCUUCUUACACGCAGGCGCCAGCUCCAAGGCACCUCUCAGCUUCAUGUGCAGAAAAUGCCUUGCAUUUACUACCUCAAACCGUGCCAGUCCCCUCUGCCUCUGCGUGCAGCCCCACGGAGCACAACAAGGCAAGGGCAGACAGUCUGGACUCAACUCAAAGCUCUUUACGCCCUGCAAAGUAUUUAUUCUCCUCAUUUUUCCCCUCUCCCUUAAUGACGAUUGUUAUUAGCAGCAAUAGCAAACACAGAGGAUUGUGAAUGGAAACAGCCAGUUCUCACAGAUGGCUCCCCAACACCAGGCACCAUCCGGAUUCCACCACGGACAUAAGCGGACCCAGACCCCCCGGAGGCAGCUGGGCACAGCCCUCUCGGCCUGCCCGCACUGGCACCUCACAGCAGAGCUGGUGCUCGGGGAGCUGCUUGCUGAGCGGGGCUCCGGCAGCAGAAGAUCUGGGUUUGCCUGAGAUGCCUUUGCCCAACCCAACCAUGGUCCACUUCAAACCACUUUUUUUUUUUUUUAAUUUUUGAAGUUCAUUUUACCAAAAGAGAGAGAAAUGACAGGCAGUUAUACCAACUUACAAUUUAUUAUUUUUUAAAAAAAUGACAUGAAACACAAGUAAAAAUAAAUA
Molecule: messenger RNA, 3257 nt
Organism: Dromaius novaehollandiae (emu)
Lineage: Eukaryota; Metazoa; Chordata; Aves; Casuariiformes; Dromaiidae
Product: semaphorin-3D-like
Exons: 18
Coding region: 244-2544 (766 amino acids)
Biological process (GO): semaphorin-plexin signaling pathway; negative chemotaxis; neural crest cell migration
Cellular component (GO): plasma membrane
Molecular function (GO): chemorepellent activity; semaphorin receptor binding
Source: RefSeq, a predicted model, not a curated record